Molecule: messenger RNA, 1975 nt
Organism: Chionomys nivalis (European snow vole)
Lineage: Eukaryota; Metazoa; Chordata; Mammalia; Rodentia; Cricetidae
Product: cyclic AMP-responsive element-binding protein 3-like protein 3
Exons: 10
Coding region: 71-1522 (483 amino acids)
Biological process (GO): regulation of transcription by RNA polymerase II
Cellular component (GO): nucleus
Molecular function (GO): DNA-binding transcription factor activity, RNA polymerase II-specific; RNA polymerase II cis-regulatory region sequence-specific DNA binding
Source: RefSeq, a predicted model, not a curated record
GGUGGAGACGUGGUAAAAGGAGCAGGAGGCGGCGACAGGGACCCGGGAAGGGGCUGCCACAGGUCGGGACAUGGAUGGAGACGUAGCGACGGGAAAGAUGGUGUCCCCUGCCUACGGCAUGGGUCCUCUGGACAGCCUGGAACUCCUAGACCUUUUGUUUGACCAGCAGGAUGGUAUUCUAAGAAACGUAGAGCUGGCUGAGGCCUGGAACCACACCGGGGAGGAGCAAGUGAGAGUCCCCUUGGUUCUACCACAUUCUGACUCUGAUGACUUCCUAAAUUCCAUCCUGGGACCUGGAGACUCUGACCCCAGCUCCCCCAUAUGGUCCCCUGCUGAGAGUGACAGUGGACUGUCUGAGGAUCUACCCUCGGAUCCCCAGGACACCCCUCCUCGUAGCAGCCCCGGAGCGGCUAACACUGCAGCCAGGUGUCAUCCGAGCGGGCACAGCAAGGGGCCCUGCUCCUCCUACCUGCCCGGCGCCCCGUGUCCCACACCUGCAAGGACUCAGGUCCUGGAGUCCUCGGUGGCUAUUGACCUGGACAUGUGGAGCACAGACGCACUGUACCCAGAGGAGCCGUCCAGUUCACCUUCCAGAUUCAACCUCACGGUGAAGGAACUGCUGCUCUCCAGCGGCGGGGACUUGCAACAGCAUUCCUUGGCUUCCUCCCAGCUGCUGGGAUCUGGGAGUGGGCACUGCCAGGAGCUGGUACUGACAGAAGAUGAGAAGAAGCUGCUGGCUAAAGAGGGGGUGACCCUCCCCACCCAGCUGCCUCUCACCAAGUAUGAGGAGAGAAUGUUGAAGAAAAUCCGCAGAAAGAUCCGGAAUAAACAAUCAGCUCAGGAAAGCAGGAAGAAGAAGAAGGAAUACAUUGAUGGUCUGGAGAACCGGAUGUCAGCAUGUACCGCCCAGAACCAGGAGCUGCAGAGGAAGGUCUUGCAUCUAGAAAAGCAGAAUCUGUCUCUUCUGGAGCAGCUGAAACACCUACAGGCUCUCGUGGUCCAGUCGACCAGCAAGUCUGCCCACGCAGGCACCUGCAUAGCGGUCCUUCUGCUGUCCUUCGUCCUGAUCAUCCUCCCCUCCAUCAGCCCUUUCGACUCCAACAAGGCCGACAGCCCUGGAGACUUUGUGCCAGUGCGAGUGUUUUCCAGAACCCUUCACAAUCACGCUGCAUCCCGCGUGGCUCCCGACAGCGCCCCAGGCUCCGAGGGCCCAGGACCCUGGCCAGACGUUGGCACACCCCACAAAGGCUCUCCUUCUAGCAGCCUUGGUGCAGACUGGGGGAAUUUUCUGGAAAUACCAAUGCUGAGCAACUCGACAGAAGAGCUAGACAACUCUACCCUGGUGCUGGUCAAUGCCACGGAGGACCUGGGCGUGGCCACUCUGCUGGACUGGGUGGCUUUGGAAUCUCUGCUCAGCCCAGGCCGGGUGGGCCUGGAGAUGCCAGGGGUGGAGAUGUGGCUGUCCUGGGUACCCAGAUGGCUCAGGGUUCCUCUGGUGCGGGGUCCCCUGGAGGUGCUGUGACCGGCAGUAGCAGGCCCAGACUCACAGAUGGGCUGACAGCGCCUCCUCCAUAAUCUGAUCCCCCGCAUGUCUCAUCAGAGUGGGGCUGCCAGGUCCAAGCAGAGACCCGUGUGCAGGACAAGAACUAGACACCUUUACUCAUACUGACCCUGACAGGCAGACACACACCUGAGCCAUGACCCCCAACCCAUGGGGCCUUCCCUGUCCCCUGAUCACUGGGGACCUGGGCUCCCCAACACCAGCAUGCGAACGUUACAGUGGACCCAGCGCACAGACAUCCACCUCCCUUUUUUCUUGUAGGGACAGGGUCUUAAUCUGCAGACCAGGCUGGUCUCAAACUCAAAGAUUCUCCUGCCUCUGCCUCCUGGGUACCGAGUUAAAGUCAUGAGCCACCACCACCCAAACACCCCCUUUUCUAAGACUGUUGUGACCAUCAAUAAAGUAUUUUGACAA